Chlorella variabilis is the source of this 1875-nucleotide messenger RNA. RefSeq lists its product as hypothetical. Lineage: Eukaryota; Viridiplantae; Chlorophyta; Trebouxiophyceae; Chlorellales; Chlorellaceae. The record is from RefSeq and is a predicted model, not a curated record. Gene Ontology annotation, molecular function: tRNA binding; lysine-tRNA ligase activity; ATP binding. Bases 1 to 1875 code for a protein of 624 amino acids. Gene Ontology annotation, cellular component: cytosol. Gene Ontology annotation, biological process: lysyl-tRNA aminoacylation. The transcript is spliced from 13 exons.
AUGACGAGCGCGCCGGGAGAAGCGUGGGUGCUGCCUGAGAAGUAUGAGGACGGCCUGGUGGAUGAGAAGGGGGAGCCGCUGAGCAAGAGCGAGUUCAAGAGGCGCCAGAAGCUGGCGCAGAAGGAGAAGGAGAUGGCGGAGAAGAAGGCCAAGCAGGCGGCAGAGGCGGUGGCGCGGGCGGCGGCCAAGGCUGCCAAGGGCGAGGCGGCGGUGGCUCUGGAGGAUGACAGCAACGAGGAAACCGACCCCACCAAGUACUACGAGAACCGAGUCAGGGCGGUGACGGCGGCCAAGGCGCGGGGCGACAACCCCUACCCUCACAAGUUCCACGUCUCCAUCCAGCUGCCCGCCUACGUGGCCCAGUACGGCAGCCUGGAGCCGGGGCAGCAGGUGCCGGAGGAGGGCGUGAGCCUGGCGGGGCGCGUCGUGCGCAAAGCCGCCUCGGGCGCCAAGCUCAUCUUUUUCGACCUGCGCUCCGAGGGCGCCAAGAUCCAGGUCAUGUGCGACGCCCGCAACUUUGGGGGCGCCCUGGAGGACUUCCAGCGCCUCAUGAACAGCGUGAAGCGCGGCGACAUUGUCGGCGUGGGCGGCUUCCCGGGCAAGUCCAAGCGCGGCGAGCUGUCGGUGUUCCCCAGGAGCCUGCAGGUGCUGGCGCCCUGCCUGCACAUGCCGCCGGGCGGCCACUUUGGCCUGAAGGACCAGGAGACGCGGUACCGUCAGCGGUACCUGGACCUCAUUGUCAACCCCGAGGUGCAGGACAUCUUCCGCACCCGCUCCCGCAUCAUCGGCGGCGUGCGCCGCUUCCUGGAUGAGCGAGGCUUCCUGGAGUUCCGCAACGAAGGCAUCGACCUGACCCACAACCCUGAGUUCACCACCUGCGAAUUCUACCAGGCCUACGCCGACUACAACGACCUCAUCGCCAUGACCGAGGAGCUGAUCUCGGGGCUGGUACUGGCCAUUAAGGGCACCUACAAGAUCCAGUACCACCCAGACGGCCCCGAGGGCAAGGCCAUUGACAUUGACUUCACGCCGCCCUUCCGCCGCAUCUCGAUGUGCGCGGGCCUGGAGGAGGCGCUGGAUGUGAAGCUGCCGGCAGACAUGGACAGCGAGGAGGCGCGGCUGGUGCUGGUGGAGCUGUGCAAGAAGCACGGCGUGGAGUGCAGCCCGCCGCACACCACCGCCCGCCUGCUGGACAAGCUGGCCAAGGCCCAGGGAGACGACCAGGCCAUGUUUGUGGACGAAAACUUCUGCACCGCGCUGGAGUACGGGCUGCCGCCCACGGGCGGCUGGGGGCUGGGCAUCGACCGCUUCACCAUGAUGCUGACUGACAAGAACAACAUCAAGGAGGUGCUGCUGUUCCCGGCCAUGAAGCCCGAUGCAUCGGACAAGCCCGCGGCGGCGGCGGCGGCGGCGGCGGCGGCGGCGGAUGGAGUGGCGGGGCUCAGCAUCGCACAGGGCGCGCCUGGCGCCGGCGCCGACGCGAGCAUGGUGUUGGCACAGGCGCAGGCCACGCCCAGCCGUACGGGCAGCGGCGCGGGCUGGCCCGGCACGCCCACGCCGGCAGACGCCCCGCCGGCUGCGGCGGCGUCGCCGGCCGGCUGCAGCAGCCCGCGGCGCGCGCGCGGCGGCGCUGCUGGCGCCACCGAGGCGGCGCUGGAGCGGUUCAGGCGGGUGGUGGUGCUUGAGGCGGCGGCCACCCGCGCCGCCGCUCAUGCCGACCGUCAGGCGCUGGUGCACGGCCAGCCUCUGGAGGGGGUGGUGCGCUCGGUGUCGCCGCAGCCGCUGGCGCCCGGCGGCACGCGGGAGGGCACCGAGGCGCGCCUGCGCCUGUGGCGCGGCAGCAGGGCGGGGCAGGCGCCGAGCGGCGAGCCGUGA